Messenger RNA from Lycium barbarum (goji berry), 1609 nucleotides. Its product is annotated as probable O-methyltransferase 3. Bases 1 to 1077 code for a protein of 358 amino acids. Gene Ontology annotation, molecular function: S-adenosylmethionine-dependent methyltransferase activity; O-methyltransferase activity; protein dimerization activity. NCBI's taxonomy places the organism in Eukaryota, Viridiplantae, Streptophyta, Magnoliopsida, Solanales, Solanaceae. Gene Ontology annotation, biological process: methylation. The transcript has 2 exons. The record is from RefSeq and is a predicted model, not a curated record.
AUGGCGGCAUUGCAUAAUGAUAUUGGAGAAAAAAGUAGAGAAGUGCUAGCUGCUCAGGCACACAUAUGGAACCACACAUACAACUUCAUCAACUCCUUAUCUCUCAAAUGUGCAAUUCAACUUGGAAUUCCCGAUAUAAUCCACACUCACGGCCAACCAAUGACCCUCUCUCACUUGGUGGAUGCCCUCCCCAUCAACAAUAACGCUAAAACCCAGGAUUGUGUUUAUCGUCUCAUGCGUAUUCUAAUCCAUGCAGGCUUCUUUACUCAAGAAGACGAGGGUUAUUUACUUACUCCGACUUCAUGUCUCCUCCUUAACGACGAGCCUUUGAGCUUAGUCCCCUUUGUGCAAAUAGCACUAGAUCCAAUUUCAAUGGAUCCGUUUCACUAUCUCAGCCAGUGGCUCCACAAUGGGGACUCUAAUACUCCAUUUGCGACUGCUCACGGCAAGCCCCUCUUUGAAUAUGCCGAGAAGGAACCAAAAAUUAACCAUCUUUUUAAUGAAGCCAUGGCUAAUGAUUCCCGAUUGAUCAUGAGUGUGGUGAUUGAAAAUUGUAAGGGAAUUUUUAAAGGAUUGAGAUCAGUGGUGGACGUCGGAGGCGGCACUGGAACCGUGGCUAAAGCUAUUGCCAAUGCACUUCCUGAAAUAAAUUGCAUUGUCUUCGAUCUGCCGCAGGUAAUUCAAGGAUGUGAUGCGAACAAGAACCCGAGCUAUGUGGGAGGAGACAUGUUUAAGUCCAUUCCUUCUGCCGAUGCAAUUCUACUAAAGUGGAUAUUACAUGACUGGGGCGACGAAGAGUGUAUCCAAAUAUUGAAGAAAUGUAAAGAAGCAAUUCCAAAUAAGGAGAAUAAUGGAGGAAAGGUCAUCAUCAUUGACAUGGUAAUAUUGGAUAACCAGAAAGGAGACGACAAGUCAUAUGAAACUCAACUUUUCUAUGACAUGGCCAUGAUGGCUCUCACUCCCGGGAAGGAAAGAAGUCAGCAAGAUUGGGCAAAACUCUUCUCUGGUGCUGGUUUUAGUGACUACAACAUUAUUCCUAUACUGGGAUUAAGAUCUAUUAUUGAGGUUUACCCUUAAUCUACAUAAUUGGCCAAAUUAAAUAAUACAGCCAAUGAGUGAUGCAUAUAUUUUGGAAUUUGGAAGUCAACAAUAAGAUCAUAUGCCGCUAAUGAUAAUAAAGACAGUACUCUAGUGAAUGUUCCUCGUUCCCGUUUUUUGUGUUAUUAUAUUGGAAAUAUUAUUCUUCAUUACGCUAUAUGUGUUAAUAGAAGAACCUCUUGUGUGUUAUAUUUCAUUACUCCAAAUAAGAUGACUUCUUCGAAACAAGUCAGUUAUUUAAUCAAUAUUUCCUAGUGAUUUUCAAAGUUCUGAUAUAUACUUACUUUAGAAUUUUAAUCAUUAUUUUAACAUCUCACGCAAAAGGAGAUUAGCGAUGGCUUUCAAUCAGUGGAAAAUAUCGCCAUAGCUAUGAAUUUAGCUACGGAUCCAAGGCUGUCAUUUAGCAGUGGAAAAUAUCCGUCGAUUAUAGAUGAUCGUGCAAUAUAUUUUCCUUUUCAAAUUUUUAUCCAGCUAGUAAAUACUAAAUAUAGGACAACUUUUAACAAGUCUU